UAAAACCCUAAAACUAAGGUUGGAAACCUCUGAAAAGCUUUUGUUAUAUGCAGCAGCAUCAUCAGACCCUUCGUCUCACCAUUUUCAACUUACAUAUCUGAGGCCUCGAAUUCCCAAUCGGAAGAUAUUCGUUUCCUCCAAUGGCGGAUUCAUUGGACCUUCUUAACUCAAUUUAUGGGUUGGUGUCCACUCCAUCCACCAAGAAACGGAUCCAGAUCUUCCGAAGCCAAAUCCCUGCGAUUUUCGAGAAUUCUGAGGCAUACAAAGAAUUUGCUUUGCAGUUGGUUGAGGUGAUAUUUAGAACAUUAUUUAUUUAUGAUGAUCGUGGAUCGAGGGAAGCUGUGGAUAAUGUAAUUAUUAAAGCUUUAAAUGAGAUAACGUUCAUGAAAAGUUUUGCAGCAGCCCUUGUGCAGUCCAUGGAAAAGCAGUCAAAGUUACACACACGUGUAGGAUGCUGUAGACUUCUCAAGUGGUCAUGUCUUCUUCUUGUUUAUAGUCAGUUUCCCACCAUUUCAAAGAAUGCCUUUUCUAGAUUAGCAUCAGCUCAAGCGAAUUUAAUUCACAUUCUUAUGGAGGGGUCUUUUCGAGAGCGGAGGGCUUGCAAGCAAACAAUUUUCCAUUUAUUAUCUCAGUCAGCAGACAUGUGCAGAAUGUACAUUGAUGAACUAAAUGAUGCACGAAUACCAUUCAAAGAUGCUCCUGAGUUACUGACUCUGUUGUUGGAGUUUUUAAAUACUCUACCUCCCUUAUUUGAGAACUUCAAGCCAACAUUUCUUGAUCUCUAUGUCAAGUCAGUUUUAAAUGCCAGGGAAAAACCUACCAAGAAUCUUAGUGAAGCAUUUCGUCCACUUUUUGGACAUAUGUUACAUGAUGAUCUCCAGAGUAUUGUUAUUCCAUCUUCUGUCAAAAUGCUUAAACGCAACCCCGAGAUUGUGUUGGAUUCAGUUUCAUUCUGUUUACAAUCUGUUACACUGGAUUUAAGUAAGUAUGCAAUAGAAAUUCUUUCAGUGGUAUCACCCCAGGCUCGACAUACAGAUGAAAAUAGAAGGAUUGGUGCAUUGGCUAUCGUAAGAUGUUUGAGUGAGAAAUCAAGUAACCCUGAUACUCAGGAAGCAAUGUUCAAUUAUGUUAAAGCUGUUAUUGGAGGCUCAGAAGGAAGACUAGCAUUGCCUUACCAGCGGAUUGGUAUGUUCAAUAUGGUGCAAGAGUUGGCUUACGCUCCAGAAGGGAAAAGGAUUUACAGUCUUUCACAAUUAGUUUGCAGCUUUCUUUUGUCAAGUUAUAGGGAGGAAGGUAAUGAAGAGGCAAAACUUGCAAUUUUGUCUGCUAUAGCUGCUUGGGCUGCAAGAUCUUCUGAUUCGAUUCAACCAGAGCUUUUAUCGCUUUUUGCAUCUGGCCUCAAGGAGAAGGAAACACUGAGGAGGGGACAUCUUCGUUGUCUACGUGUUAUCUCUAAAAAUUCUGAUGUGAUUGCACGGAUAUCAGGCCUUUUAGUGCCUCUUAUCCAACUAGUGAAAACUGGUUUUACAAAAGCAGUGCAGCGUUUGGAUGGAAUAUAUGCUUUGCUUUUAGUUGGAAAGAUUAUGGCAGUCGAUAUUAAAGCAGAGGAGACUGUUGCUAAGGAAAAGAUCUGGUCUUUGGUAUCUCAAAAUGAACCUUCAAUCAUACCAGUUUCAAUGGUAUCGAAGCUGUCAAUUGAAGAUUGUAUUGCAUGUCUUGAUCUUCUUGAGGUGCUUCUUGUAGAGCACUCGCGCAGAGUGUUGGAAACCUUUUCAGUCAAAUUGCUCUCGCAGCCAUUACUGUUCUUUUUGUGCCAUCCAAGUUGGGAUGUUCGAAGAGUCGCUUGCAGUGCUAUUGGGAAGCUUGUUGCAGGAGUUCCAGAACUGAGUGAAGCUCUUUUAUAUGAAUUUGCAAAUUUCCUUUCUAUAGUAGGAGAGAAACUCCGUUUAUCGAAGAUAAGUGAUGCAGAGAAUUCAUUGGACUCUCAAGUUCCAUAUCUUCCAUCUACCGAGGUUCUUGUUAAGUCAUUGUUUGUGAUCUCAAGAGCAUCUACUACCACUGCUUCCAGGGAUUCUUCCUUAAUAAUGUUAUGCUCACAUCACCCGAGCUUAGUCUUCACUGCAAAACGAGAUAAUGUUUGGAAGAGGGUCAAUAAAUGCUUGCAGGCUCAUGGCUUAAGCAUCGUUGGCACUAAUGACAUAGAAAGUUUGUGCAAAGGUAUCCUCGGACCACAAGGAUUGAUGAACACUGCAAUUGAUAGGAGAGAAGCAGCAAUUUAUUCAUUGUCCACUUUAAUGACCAUUGCUCCACAAGAAGUUUACACGGAAUUUGAAGAGAUCUUUGAGAAUAUGCCAGAUCGUCAUUCACACAACAUGCUUUCAGAAAAUAGCAUUCAGAUUUUUCAUACUCCUGAAGGGAUGUUGUCUGGUGAGCAAGGUGUUUAUGUGGCAGAGUCUGUUCCUUCAAAUAUCACGAAAGAGCCCAAGAAAAAUUCAAGUUCUAAUAAUUCAAUUAGAAGAGAACCAGCUGGUAGAGAAUCUUCUGGCCUGGGCAAGAAGGAUGCUGGGAAGUUUGCAAAAAAAGCAGAUAAGGGAAAGACAGCAAAAGAAGAAGCACGUGAAUUGUUGCUUAGGGAGGAGGCAUCUAUACGGGAAGAGGUCCGGAAAAUACAGAAAAACUUAUCAUUGAUGCUCAGGACUCUUGGAGAGUUGGCCAUUUCUAAUACUAUAUUUGCACACAGUCAGCUAUCAUCUAUGGUGAAAUUCGUUGAUCCGUUGUUAAGGUCACCAAUUGUAAGUGAUGUGGCUUAUGAAACCUUGGUGAAACUUUCCCGAUGUCUUGCUCCGACGCUAUGUAAUUCUGCUCUUGACAUUGCCACCGCAUUGCGCAUGAUUAGGACUGAUGGUGAUCGUCUUCUUCUUGAUUUGAUCCCAUCGGUUGUUGAAGCGGAAGCCAAUGGAAAGCCAUCCUUGAGUAUUCUCGAGCGAAUUGUAACUGCUUUAUCUGUUGCUUGUAGAUAUGGACCUCUUCCUGUAGACACGUUUACCUUCAUUUUUCCGAUCAUGGAGAAAAUUCUGUUAUCCUCCAAGAAGACAGGACUCCAUGAUGAUGUUCUUCGUGUUCUUUACUUGCACAUGGAUCCCUUACUGCCUCUUCCUAGGCUGCGGAUGCUAUCAGUUCUUUAUCAUGUCUUAGGUGUUGUUCCCGCUUUUCAAGCAUCCAUUGGACCUGCACUAAAUGAGUUGUGUCUUGGUCUUCAACCUGAUGAAAUAGCAUCUGCUCUACAUGGAGUCUAUGCAAAAGAUGUUCACGUAAGGAUUGCUUGUCUGAAAGCUGUUAAAUGCAUCCCAGCUGUUGCUAAUCGGUCUCUUCCUGAAAAUGUUGAGGUUGCUACAAGUAUCUGGAUGGCUUUACAUGACCCAGAAAAGUCUGUGGCUGAAAUUGCGGAGGAUAUUUGGGAUCGUUAUGGAUAUGACUUUGGAACUGAUUAUUCUGGGCUUUUCAAAGCACUUUCUCAUGAUAAUUAUAAUGUCCGGUUGGCGGCAUCUGAAGCACUUGCUGCUAUUUUGGAUGAAUACCCUGAUACAAUACAGGAAUCUCUUUCUACAUUAUUUUCCACGUACAUCCAUGAUACUAGCUCUGGAGGGAGUACUGUAGAUGCUGGUUGGCUCGGACGUCAAGGGAUAGCAUUAGCACUAUAUUCAGCUGCAGAUGUAUUGCGAACAAAAGAUCUUCCUGUUGUAAUGACAUUCCUCAUUUCACGAGCCUUGGGUGACCCCAAUACUGAUGUUCGUGGAAGAAUGAUCAACGCUGGUAUCAUGAUUAUUGAUAAACAUGGGAGAGAGAGCGUUUCCUUGUUGUUUCCUAUUUUUGAAAACUACCUAAACAAAAAGGCAUCAGAUGAGGAGAAGUAUGAUUUGGUUCGUGAGGGUGUUGUUAUUUUCACUGGAGCAUUGGCGAAACAUUUGGCAAAGAAUGAUCCCAAAAUUCACGCUGUUGUAGAUAAAUUGUUGGAUGUUUUGAAUACUCCAUCAGAAGCAGUUCAACGUGCUGUAUCUACAUGUUUGUCUCCAUUAAUGCAAUCAAAGCAGGAUGAUGCCCCAGCUCUUGUUUCAAGGCUUUUGGAUCAGCUCAUGAAGAGUGAAAAGUAUGGGGAACGUCGAGGAGCAGCAUUUGGUCUUGCUGGAGUUGUUAAGGGAUUUGGAAUCACAAGCCUUAAGAAGUAUGGAAUAGUUUCUGUGAUACGAGAUGCUUUCGCAGACAGGAAUUCAGCGAAACGCCGUGAAGGAGCUUUACUGGCAUUUGAAUGUCUUUGUGAAACACUUGGAAGACUAUUUGAACCGUAUGUGAUCCAGAUGUUGCCGUUUCUUUUAGUGUCAUUCUCUGAUCAAGUUGUUGCAAUUCGUGAAGCUGCUGAAUGUGCUGCCCGUGCAAUGAUGUCUCAUCUUACCGCUCAGGGUGUGAAGCUUGUAUUGCCCUCUCUUUUGAAGGGUCUUGAAGAUAAAGCAUGGAGAACAAAGCAAAGCAGUGUACAGUUGCUUGGUGCUAUGGCAUAUUGUGCUCCGCAACAGUUGUCUCAAUGCCUUCCUAAGAUAGUGCCGAAGUUGACAGAGGUUCUCACAGAUACUCAUCCCAAAGUCCAGUCAGCAGCACAAACAGCCCUUCAACAAGUUGGAAGUGUCAUAAAGAAUCCAGAAAUAUCUGCACUUGUUCCUACGCUUCUAAUGGGUCUUACUGAUCCAAAUGAUUAUACUAAAUAUUCUCUUGACAUUCUUCUGCAAACAACUUUUAUUAAUUCAAUUGAUGCCCCUUCCCUUGCACUAUUGGUGCCCAUAGUGCACAGAGGGCUAAGGGAGAGAAGUGCUGAGACAAAAAAAAAAGCAGCCCAAAUUGCUGGAAAUAUGUGUUCCUUAGUCACAGAACCGAAGGAUAUGAUUCCUUAUACUGGGCUGCUACUUCCUGAAGUAAAAAAGGUCUUAGUUGAUCCAAUUCCGGAAGUACGUUCAGUUGCUGCUCGGGCAAUUGGAUCCCUCAUCAGGGGAAUGGGAGAGGAAAACUUCCCCGAUCUAGUACCAUGGUUGUUUGAUACACUUAAAUCUGAGAAUAGUAAUGUUGAGCGCUCUGGUGCUGCCCAAGGAUUGAGUGAGGUUUUAGCUGCUCUUGGAAUUGAAUACUUCGAUCUUGUGCUUCCGGAUAUUAUUAAAAACUGUUCUCAUCAGAGAGCACCUGUCCGUGAUGGAUAUUUAACACUUUUCAAGUACUUGCCAAGGUCACUGGGCGUUCAAUUCCAGAACUAUUUGCAGCAGGUGUUGCCUGCAAUUCUCGAUGGUCUUGCUGAUGAGAAUGAAUCAGUGCGGGAUGCAGCAUUAGGCGCUGGGCAUGUUCUGGUUGAGCACUAUGCAGCAACAUCUUUACCAUUGCUCCUCCCUGCUGUGGAAGAUGGUAUCUUUAAUGACAGCUGGCGUAUUCGACAGAGUUCUGUCGAACUGUUGGGUGAUCUCUUAUUUAAGGUUGCUGGAACAUCUGGAAAAGCAUUGCUUGAGGGUGGUAGUGAUGAUGAAGGUUCUAGCACUGAAGCCCAUGGACGUGCUAUUAUUGAGGUUCUUGGUCGAGAAAAGCGGGAUGAAAUACUUUCUGCCCUAUAUAUGGUUAGAACUGAUGUUAGCAUUUCAGUUCGACAGGCUGCUCUGCAUGUUUGGAAAACCAUAGUCGCAAACACUCCAAAGACUCUCAAGGAAAUAAUGCCAGUUCUAAUGAAUACUCUAAUUUCUUCUCUUGCUUCAUCAUCUUCCGAGAGGCGACAGGUUGCUGGACGAGCAUUGGGUGAGCUUGUGAGAAAGCUUGGGGAAAGAGUACUUCCGUUGAUCAUUCCCAUACUAUCUCAAGGGCUGAAGGAUCCCAACGCUAGCAGAAGACAAGGUGUAUGCAUUGGGUUGAGUGAAGUGAUGACUAGUGCUGGUAAAAGUCAGUUAUUGAGCUUCAUGGAGGAUCUUAUCCCUACGAUUCGAACAGCCCUUUGUGAUAGCAUGCCUGAGGUUCGCGUGUCUGCAGGCUUAGCAUUCAGCACUCUUUACAAGAGUGCUGGAAUGCAAGCGAUCGAUGAAAUUAUUCCUACACUCCUUCAUGCUUUGGAGGAUGAGGAAACAUCAGAUACUGCCCUUGACGGUCUCAAACAAAUCUUGAGUGUGAGAACUACAGCUGUUCUACCACAUAUAUUGCCAAAGCUUGUCCAUACACCUCUUUCUGCCUUCAAUGCACAUGCUCUUGGAGCCUUAGCAGAGGUUGCCGGCCCAGGUUUGAACGUCCACCUUGGCACUGUCCUUCCUGCUUUACUCUCAGCAAUGGGUGGCGAUGAUGAAGAAGUUCAGAAAUUGGCAAAAGAAGCUGCAGAAACGGUGACGCUGGUUAUAGAUGAAGAUGGUGCAGAAUUUCUAAUCUCUGAGCUGCUUAAAGGUGUCAGUGAUAGUCAGGCUCCUAUUAGAAGAAGUUCUGCUUAUUUGUUAGGAUACUUCUUCAAAAAUAGCAAAUUGUAUUUGGUAGACGAAGCUCCAAACUUGAUAUCAACCCUGAUUGUCUUGCUCAGUGACUCAGAUUCAGCCACCGUUGUGGUCGCAUGGGAAGCCUUAUCAAGGGUUGUAAGUUCCAUCCCAAAGGAGAUACUUCCUUCGUAUAUCAAACUUGUACGUGAUGCUGUAUCUACAUCGAGAGACAAGGAGCGAAGGAAAAGAAAGGGAGGGGCUAUACUGCUACCUGGGUUAUGUCUUCCUAAAGCUCUUCAGCCUUUGCUUCCAAUAUUUCUCCAGGGCUUAAUUAGUGGGUCUGCUGAAACAAGAGAGCAGGCAGCUUUGGGCCUUGGUGAGCUGAUUGAAGUGACUAGUGAAAAAGUGCUGAAGGAGUUUGUCAUCCAAAUAACUGGGCCUCUUAUCCGAAUUAUAGGCGAUCGCUUCCCAUGGCAGGUGAAGAGUGCCAUUCUAUCUACUUUGAGCAUUAUAAUAAGAAAAGGUGGAAUGGCUUUAAAACCUUUUCUUCCUCAACUACAAACCACAUUUAUCAAGUGUCUGCAAGAUAAUACAAGGACUGUCCGAUCCAGUGCUGCGCUUGCUCUUGGAAAGCUAAGUGCUCUUAGCACGAGGAUUGAUCCAUUAGUUGGUGAUCUGCUUUCCAGUUUACAGGCUUCUGAUGGUGGUAUCCGUGAGGCAACCUUGAUUGCAUUGAAAGGUGUCAUGAAGCAUGCUGGGAAGACUGUAAGUAGUGCAGUGAGAACUCGGGUCUAUACUUACCUGAAGGAUUUGAUUCAUCACGAAGAUGACCAAGUUCGCAUGUCAGCUGCAAGUAUUUUGGGUGUUAUUUCUCAGUACAUAGAGGACAAUGAACUGACCGACCUGCUCGAGGAACUUGUAUCCAUGGCCUCUUCUAGCUGGCAUUCUAGGCAUGGGUCGGUGCUCACUAUAUCAUCCAUGCUGCGGCACAAACCUUCUGCCGUUUGUCAGUCUGCUAUGUUCUCAUCUAUUUUGGCUUGCCUUAAAACCGCAUUGAAAGAUGAGAAGUUCCCAAUCCGUGAAACUUCUACUAAAGCAUUAGGGAGGCUUCUGCUCAAUCAAAUUCAACAGAGCCCGACUACAAAUGCUACAAAUCUUGAUAUUCUUACAUCCCUAGUCUCAGCAUUACAAGAUGAUUCUAGUGAAGUAAGAAGGAAGGCUUUAUCUGCAAUCAAAGCAGUAGCAAAAGAAAAUCCUUCGUUUACCGUGACUCAUGCUUCACUAAUUGGUCCAGCACUCGCCGAGUGUUUGAAAGAUGGAAGUACUCCUGUAAGGCUAGCUGCAGAAAGAUGUGUUUUGCAUUGCUUCCAGCUGACAAGGGGUAGCGAAAAUGUUCAAGCUGCUCAAAGAUUUAUCACGGGCCUUGAAGCUAGACGAUUAUCAAAGUUACCAGAGCUGAGUGACGAUAGUGAAGAUAGUGAAGCUGAAACUGCAAGUGGCUGAUUUCUCGACCAACUUUUUUGUCCUACCAUUAAACAGAAUUGAUUGAUUGAUGAGAACUUUAAACAGACAGCAGAUAGUAUUUUAUUUUAUACGUAAAGGCCAACACCCAUUUUUCUCGUCUGGGUGUGAAGUUCAUGCUGUGAUGUUAUGAGCUCAAAUACAAAGGGGGUUCUGUUGUAAUAUGUAUAAAAUGAGGAACCAGAGUCUAGUUUUGUUAUGAAUUUUGAUUUUUCAUAAUCCUUCAGUGAAAUCAUAAGCUUUUUUUUCAUAA
This is a messenger RNA of Cucurbita pepo subsp. pepo (vegetable marrow), 8253 nucleotides long. RefSeq names its product putative protein kinase regulator ILITHYIA (gene ILA). The record is from RefSeq and is a predicted model, not a curated record. Gene Ontology annotation, molecular function: protein kinase regulator activity. Gene Ontology annotation, cellular component: cytosol. Gene Ontology annotation, biological process: cellular response to amino acid starvation; regulation of translation. Lineage: Eukaryota; Viridiplantae; Streptophyta; Magnoliopsida; Cucurbitales; Cucurbitaceae.